UAACCUUGGCAGAGUCAUGGUGAGGAGUAAUGGGCACUUAGUGAAUAUUUGGUUUUAGCAAGUGAAUAUUUGCUUUCCCAAAUGAAACUAAUGAACUGAUUGUGGUUGUAGUUAUUCCCUGUCUUGUGCACUUUUUUUUUUUCCGGUCCAAAGAGGGACUUCUUCGGAAAAUUACCUUUAAAUCAGUGUGUUGUGCCCUGUAGGAAACGCCUGGCAGAAGGUUCUCAGUUGCCCUGGCUCUGUGCAUAUGGAAACACUAUGAAGCGAGAACAGAGCUGCUCCUGUCCAGGUGUUUAAGAUAGAAGUGCUAAUGAACGGAAGAAAACAUUUUGUUGAAAAAAGGUACAGCGAAUUUCAUGCCUUGCACAAAAAGCUGAAGAAAUGUAUAAAAACUCCAGAAAUCCCUUCUAAACAUGUUAGGAACUGGGUCCCAAAAGUCUUGGAACAACGACGACAAGGAUUGGAGACAUAUUUACAGGCUGUCAUCUUGGAAAAUGAAGAGCUUCCCAAACUGUUCCUUGAUUUCCUAAAUGUGCGACAUUUGCCCUCGCUACCAAAGGCAGAGAGUUGUGGAUCUUUUGAUGAGACGGAAUCUGAAGGAUCAAGCAAACUGUCCCACCAGCCGGUGCUGCUGUUCCUCCGGGAUCCAUACGUCUUGCCUGCAGCCAGCGAUUUUCCAAAUGUGGUUAUCGAAGGAGUCCUCCACGGGAUAUUUUACCCUCAUCUGCAGCCCAGGUAGACAUCCUCCAUGGCUCGAGGAAGCUGAAGCAGGAUUCCCGGAGAUCGAUAUCUACCAAAUUAACCUAAACUCUCUGACAUAACGACUCUAGCUAGUGGUAAAAUUCACAGUCCCAGCUUAAUUCAGGGCAGGGACAUUUCCAUGAGAAUGGUGCUUUUAAAAAUAGAAACUGAACCAGGGUGGCCCUGAGGUGAAGGUCAAGUGAUUGAGAAGUAAAAGGCAGCUGCCAGUUUCGAAACUGGUGAAGAGAGGGCUGUGGAAGGUGGCUGGGGGCAGCGAGGGUAACGGAACGAAAGUUCCUCUCUGCUUCAGUUGCGCCAUUUGCUAAUUGAACGUCUGACCCUGAAUCAUACUGAGGCUGAUCGACUUUGGUAGCUUUUUGUUGUUGUUGUUGUUCAGAUUUUAGGAGACACUAAUCUUCUCAUCAUGAGAUUUUCUCAGUCUGUGAUAGAUACGUUCUUACGUGCUGGCAUCGUGAGAGUAUCACAGAAACAGGCUAUGCUCCAUGUGAGGGCGGAACUCAACUGGAAAUCAAACUAUGCUGACAGUGUGAGGGCAUUUUUUAAAAUGUCAUUGCUAUUCACACGGCAGUGGUGUUGCAUCGUACCUGGGGAUUAGCUUCCAGUGCCAGGACGUGCGAUAAAACGGAGUGUGGAGAGUCUUCUCGACAGACGUUUCCAAAGGCGCCAUAUUGGAAAUCUGUGCAUCCAACACAACCAGGUUUUCCUCCUGCGUUGGAAGAAAGGACUGUUUCUUCCAUUGAAGACCAUUUGACGUUGUUGGUGUUCGUUUAGGGCAAUUUUGUAUAAAACUCCAUACCUUUCAACACUAGAAUCAUGCUCCGUUCUGCAAGAUGCUUGUCUUCUGAGAGACAGAUGUGAACUGACUGCCCGAGGAGACACCACGUGGUAGCACUUGGUUUCCUCAAGGUUCUCCAACCCUCCUCGGGGUUUACUCAUUCAUUUAACUGGUGGGAUUUUCACAGGAUUUACUGUUAUUUUCCUUAUUGUUUCCUUCUCGCUGACCUCCUAUAUGGAAUUAAUGUAAGUUCAAUGACUGAUCUAACUCUGCCGUACAUCUCACUGACAUUCAUAUUUUGAGUCGUAAAGGACAAAGGCAUAUAUAUGCAAACUUUAUGUAGGUACUGUAUUUGGGCAUUUCAUCAAAAACUAAUUAAUAGCUAGCCUAUUUAUGGUUAUUCGUGUUACUAAGCUUCUGUGUGGGAGAAAAAUAUUUGGAUUCAAAAUGAAUAACUAAAUCAUGGUUUUUGGUCAGGAUCUCAAUAUACAGGUUUAAAGCGUGCUGCAGAGUUUGAGAGAUACAUUUAUGACAGACGUAUUUCUUCAUGCUGGAAACAGAGGACUCUGUAAUCAAGUGUCAUGAACCAAAAAUAACUGAAUACUCACGUGUGGGAGAUAUUUUUUAAAUGUUUUGUUGUUAGCUAUUUUGAGUUAAAUAAAAACAAAGAA
Messenger RNA from Ailuropoda melanoleuca (giant panda), 2208 nucleotides. It is a transcript of the gene SNX24, whose product is annotated as sorting nexin 24. NCBI's taxonomy places the organism in Eukaryota, Metazoa, Chordata, Mammalia, Carnivora, Ursidae. The transcript is spliced from 7 exons. The coding region runs from base 311 to 739 and encodes 142 amino acids. The record is from RefSeq and is a predicted model, not a curated record. Gene Ontology annotation, molecular function: phosphatidylinositol phosphate binding.